AUGCGAAAAUUAAGUGUACGUAUCAAUGGGCGGGAGAGAGGAGCAGAGAAACGUCGAGUUUGCCUGGGCGGCAUUAAACUACGAUCCCUAGGUCCACGUGGCUUGACUGUUUUGGAGCGUAUAAAUGCCAUAUACAAUAGAAAAUUGAAUGGCUAUGAGUUAGAUAUUCAUUUAAUUGAUCCUGGACAGAAUGGUCAAGGUGUACAUUCAUCAAGUCAACUACAACACUUGUUGACGAACACUAUUGCUUGUCAGAUAACUUUAUUCGGAGAUCAAACAGUUGUUAAUGCGGGACCGCCUCAGAAUGGGCCUACAUUUUUGGAAUGGGCUCGAACACAAAACUAUCGAAAAAUUGGUUACGGACAAUAUUGUAAGAUGAGUGAUGAAUCUGAAACCGGAACAGUCAUCGGAGAAAAUGAGUAUUUACCCCGUGCACUACUUGGAGAAUAUUUAACGUGGGUCUACGAGUAUCUAGUGUCACAUAUACGUGCUGGAGUUCAUGUAUAUCGUCAUAAAGAAUCGGUUAGUGAACUUUGCCGCGUUAGUAAUAAUCUCUUUAAACUUACGUUAACUAGCGGACAAUGUUUAAUGGCCGAUUGUGCCAUUUUAACCACUGGUCAUGGACAAAAUACAAAGGAUUCUAUAGAAAUGGACUAUCUUAAGUUUGUAAACGAGAACAAGAACAGUAAUCCACAUUUACAAUAUUUACGUUGUUAUCCCUUGAAACAACUCAAACAAAUUGAUAAGAAUGCUGUGGUUGUCAUUCAAGGAAUGGGUCUUUCUGCUCUCGACGUGCUUGCUGAAUUGACAUGUGGUCGUGGUGGAAAAUUUAUUGAGAAUAAAAACGGCGAAUUGUCUUAUCUUCCAUCAGGAUUUGAACCGAAAACUUACAUUUUUUCCCGUAGUAGUCUUCCACUUAGUGCUCGAGGAAACAAUCAAAAAGGAAUCGGUGCAAAAUAUAGGCCGCGUUUUUUCAAUCGUCGAAACAUUAAUCGUUUGAUCAAAAAUGCCUGUAUGAAACGCGGAUCACCUCAGCUUGAUUUCGAGCAAGAACUGAUGCCAAUCUUAAUUCGUGAAAUGUGUUACGUUUACGAGUCAACGUUGAAUGGACAAUGGUUGGAGACAAACAAGUUUAAAGCAGACGAGAAAACACAUAAAAUAAUUCAUCACAUACUUAACCCACUAGCUACCACGAGGAAAUUCAAUGAUACGAAUUCAUUCACAGAUUGGAUUGUCGAUUUUGUUAAAGAUGAUCUUAAACAUGCGGAACAAGGAAAUAUUUCUAGCCCGAUAAAAGCUGCCACUGAUCUAAUUCGUGAUAUUCGAGAUAAUCUUCGUUAUGCAAUCGAUAAUAGAGGAUUGACACCCGAAUCCCAUAAACAUUUUCUACAAAAUUUCUGUCCAAUAAUGAACAGGGUCGCUGUUGGACCGCCAAAAGAAAAGAAUCAAGAAUUACUGGCCCUGGUGAGAGCCGGUAUCGUGCACUUGGCAUAUAUACCCGAUCCACAGGUAAUAUGUACAAAAACCACGGCAAGUUUUAUGGUACAAAG
Messenger RNA from Didymodactylos carnosus, 1550 nucleotides. The record is from the annotation of a GenBank genome assembly. Lineage: Eukaryota; Metazoa; Rotifera; Eurotatoria; Philodinida; Philodinidae.